Spodoptera littoralis (African cotton leafworm) is the source of this 1449-nucleotide messenger RNA. Lineage: Eukaryota; Metazoa; Arthropoda; Insecta; Lepidoptera; Noctuidae. The record is from the annotation of a GenBank genome assembly.
AUGGCUGGUGUGCUGGCGAGAGUAAUUCAGAGGACUAAGCCACAAUUGGGCAUUAUUGGCCCUUUGGUGAGCAUCGGUAAUAGUAAUGUUGCUGUUGUACGGUUCCAAAGCGCCGACGCUGCUCCUCAGGGCAAGCAAUGUGGUGCACCACUUUCUGACUGCGACAGAAUCUUUACGAACUUGUACGGGCGUCAUGACUGGAGGUUGAAGGCAGCUAUGGCUCGCGGAGACUGGUACAUGACCAAGGAAAUAUUGCUGAAGGGCAACGCUUGGAUUAUCAAUGAGCUCAAGGUGUCAGGUCUCCGUGGUCGUGGUGGCGCCGGUUUCCCCACUGGUAUGAAGUGGUCUUUCAUGCAGAAGCCUUCGGAUGGUCGUCCUAAGUACCUUGUAGUAAACGCUGACGAGGGAGAGCCUGGUACAUGCAAGGACAGGGAGAUCAUGAGGCAUGAUCCUCAUAAGCUGGUGGAAGGUUGCCUGAUUGCUGGCAGGGCUAUCGGAGCCAUUGCUGCUUACAUCUACAUCAGAGGAGAGUUCUACAAUGAAGCCAGUAAUCUCCAAGUUGCUAUUGCUGAGGCCUACCAAGCAGGUUUGAUUGGUAAAAACGCGUGCGGUUCUGGCUACGACUUCGACGUGUUUGUGCACCGUGGCGCUGGAGCAUACAUCUGUGGCGAGGAGACAGCACUCAUCGAGUCUAUCGAAGGCAAGCAGGGCAAGCCACGUCUAAAGCCUCCGUUCCCCGCUGACAUCGGUCUGUUCGGAUGUCCCACAACUGUCAACAAUGUUGAGACUAUUUCCGUGGCACCUACAAUCUGCCGUCGUGGUGGAGCUUGGUUCGCAUCAUUCGGCCGUCUCCGUAACCAAGGCACCAAGCUGUACAACAUCUCUGGUCACGUGAACACUCCCUGCACCGUCGAGGAGGAGAUGAGCAUUCCUCUCAAGGAGCUCAUUGAAAGACACGCUGGUGGCGUCAUCGGAGGCUGGGACAACUUGCUGGCCGUUAUCCCCGGUGGUUCAUCUACACCUCUUAUUCCUAAAAGUGUAUGCGACACAGUGCUAAUGGACUUCGACGCCUUAGUAGCAGCGAAUUCGGCCUUCGGUACAGCGGCCAUCAUCGUGAUGGACAAGUCCACAGACAUCGUGAAGGCUAUCGCUCGUCUCAUUAUGUUCUACAAGCACGAGUCCUGUGGACAGUGCACGCCCUGCCGUGAGGGAGUGUCCUGGAUGAACAAGAUUAUUUACAGAAUGGUCGACGGAAAUGCUUCGCCUAAAGAAAUCGACAUGUUAUGGGAAAUCUCCAAACAAAUUGAAGGUCACACAAUCUGCGCGUUAGGAGACGGUGCAGCGUGGCCCGUACAAGGCCUUAUUCGACACUUUAGGCCUGAGCUGGAGCGCCGUAUGGCGGCCUACGCCUGUGUCUGCGGGCCAAGCAAGGCCGAACGACUUUACUAG